GGUCGUGGAAUGUGUCUCGUGCUUUGGGUGUUGGUUCACUGAACUCCAGGCCCCAAAACCAAAACCGCACCACAUUUAUGCAAGCAGCCAGCCAUGCCUGAAAAUCAAUAAGCUUAUAAACCGAAUCCAGAGUCGUUGGCCACAACCAGUUGAUUGGCAACCAUGUGGCAGUUGGCAUUGUUACUGGGUCUAAUUCAGCAGCUGAGCCUUGCCAUCGUGGUGGAGCGCAAUAUGUUUGCCUACUACAAGGUGCCGGCAGCCCAGCUACUUCACUCCCACGCCUCGGAUACGGGUACGGAUCAGAAUACGAUUUUCGACUCACAUUCCCAGGAGGUCACCAAUUUUGGGGGUGGCCAGGUCAAGGAUCUCUACUAUGUGCUGCAGUGUCCCCCAAAGCUGGAUGAGGGCAUACCCAAGCCGCAGGACAUGCAAACCUGCAGCGUGGUGGACCAGUACAGGGGACUGUGGAAAAAGAAGAAGCCACAGCCCAAGAAGCGCUUCCACAUGGUGCCAUUCCGGAUAGUGUUGCGCCCACUGGGACCGCCGGCCAGGAGACGCAGCCUCAAGCGUCGCAAACGCCAGCACAAGGAUCCCAGGUAUCCAGUCAUCAAUGCUUCCGAUCGGGCUGUCCCAAAAGUGGCGGGGGAAGAGGUGGUCAGUCCGCUGCAGUACCUGGGACGCCCCCACAAACGCCAGAAGCUCCUCAAACUGGCCGCCGAUCAUCGAAAGUUUAAGCGCGGCAGCCGUUCCAAGGGUCACCAGCAUAUGUACCAUCGCGAUGAGUCCUACAACGAUCACAUCUUCUACGAUGAACUGCAGGACGACGGGGAGUUCCACAACCUCGGCAAGGGAAAAUCUAAUUAAAUGCAAAUUUAUUGUCUGGUACCUGAGCAAGCUUUGCAUCGAACCGAAACUGUAAAACAA
Molecule: messenger RNA, 924 nt
Organism: Drosophila gunungcola (fruit fly)
Lineage: Eukaryota; Metazoa; Arthropoda; Insecta; Diptera; Drosophilidae
Exons: 1
Coding region: 163-864 (233 amino acids)
Source: RefSeq, a predicted model, not a curated record